This is a messenger RNA of Vanessa tameamea, 776 nucleotides long. RefSeq lists its product as uncharacterized. Bases 200 to 754 code for a protein of 184 amino acids. The record is from RefSeq and is a predicted model, not a curated record. NCBI's taxonomy places the organism in Eukaryota, Metazoa, Arthropoda, Insecta, Lepidoptera, Nymphalidae. The transcript has 5 exons.
AAAUAUAUGGUCUACGAAUUCGGUUCCGUUUACGAUAAUACCCAUUAUCUUAAAUGUGAUUAGAAUUUGUUUUGAUAAGUUAUCAGUGUCCAUUGUUUGCACGGACGGGGAUAUCGUUUGAACCAGUAAUAGUUGAAAAUUACCUUGGGAAAGUGCCAAGACUAAUUACGGGACGUGCUCGUGUUGUGAAAAGUGAAAAAUGAAAUCAAGAUUUCCAUUUUCAUUAGAAAACAUCCCGAGGCAGACAAGUUUUGCGUGCCUGUCUCUGAAAUUUGGCAGCAUAUUAUCUGCUCUUAUUCUAAUUCUGUAUUCAAUAUUCGCCUUAGCACAAUGUCUCGCUGCAUUGAACGUGCUGCCGCUAGACUGGACUUCAGAUGACAUACAGAGCAUGAUGUCCACCGGCUUCGUCGUGGUCGUGACCAUUGCGCACACUGUCACACUGUUCCUUAGCACAUUAAUGCUUAUUGGAGUUUUAAGGGAAACAGCGAGUCUCAUGAAGCCCUGGGUGAUCUGGACUUCUCUCCAAGUGUUGGUUUCGGUGCUGGCGUUUGUAUACUGGACCACCUUGACUAUGAUAAAAUAUAACGAUAAUUCACUUUUGAUCUACGUGGUCGAGUUUUUAGGAUUAAUGAUUCGUUUCUACAUGCUAAUGAUAGUGGCGAGCUUCUACAGGCAACUGGAGGAAAGGUUUAUUGAAGAAACCAAACACCUAAGAGAUUUAGUGAAUAAUGAAAAUUGGUACAGCACAGCGUAAUUUUUUUAGAAUUUUAUAAAAU